This is a messenger RNA of Lasiosphaeria miniovina, 345 nucleotides long. RefSeq lists its product as uncharacterized. Gene Ontology annotation, cellular component: endoplasmic reticulum membrane. The transcript is spliced from 4 exons. Gene Ontology annotation, molecular function: protein folding chaperone. Lineage: Eukaryota; Fungi; Ascomycota; Sordariomycetes; Sordariales; Lasiosphaeriaceae. The record is from RefSeq and is a predicted model, not a curated record. Gene Ontology annotation, biological process: protein insertion into ER membrane. The annotation marks the transcript as partial.
AUGGCGUCAAGAAAAGAGAAAGACAUGCGGCGACCCGAGCUAAUUGUCCCUUACCAAGAACCGGUCGCGAAGGGAGAAGGCGGCGAUUUCGGAUCGACUCUCUCGUCGACCCUGCCCAUGGCGGCUAUCUUCAUGCGCAACAAAUACAUCGGAUGGGCGGCCGUUGUCUUUAGCGUUCAGAGCUGGCUGGGCGAGAGCGAGGAGUCGCAGAAGAGCUCUGGCACACCCGGUUACUUCUCUGUCGGCAUGUCAUUGAUGUCUCUCAUGGUCACAUACCUCCCCCUCUUCCUUCCGCAGCAACCGAACCUGCAAAGAGGCAGUGUGACAGGCGCCGCCGCCGCCGCC